AGAUGCAGAUGCCAAUGCGGCCGUCGGUGCUUGGAAUGCCCGAGCUUCAUCACCAGCAACACCACCACCAUCAACCUUUGGUCGACCACUCUGCUGCAUUCAUUCACUCUCAUCAGCAGCAACAACAUCACCAUCAUCAACCUUCACCGCCCCAACACACGCCUGCAGUCAUGGCGUACUCGCAGUCGGAAGACGAAAUGGCUCAGCUCCAGAAGUUGUCAGCUGAAUUCCAGCCUGAAGUGACCUACUCUCACUAUCGUACAACUCGUGGCGAUGGAAGAUGUGGUUGGAGAGCCGUUGCCUUCGGCUACUUCGAGAACCUUUUCCGCGUAGGUGACAGAACCAAGUUCUUGGAGGAGGAAACUCGUCUCAAGUCUUUGGGCAAUGUCAUCAACAUGGCUGGCUACAGUCAGUUCAUCUGGGAAGACUUUGCCGAUGAAAUUUACGCCCUGCUUCGCAAAUGCAUGUCGGCCGAUUCAGCCAACUCUGAGGCUUUCUUGCUCGAACAUUUCAACAACGAAGAAAUCCAGAACCAGAUCAUCACAUAUCUCAAGGUGCGUGAUACGAUGUUCAGAUCGAAUGUUCAUAUGCUCACUUCAACAGNNACUCUCACCUCGGCCUGGAUGAAAACUCGCGCCAAUGACUACGCUCCCUUUGUGCUUCCUCAUACUGUCCCUAGUUACUGCGACGCCAACAUUGAUCCUCACCAGAUUGAGAUCGAUCACCCUGGAAUGCAAGCUCUCACUGAUGUUUUACUGAAGCCUGCUGGUAUCGCUCUCGAGGUCAUCUAUCUCGAUCGCAGCGCUGGCACUGAGGUCAACGCGCACCAAUUUGCACCUAGCCUUACGCAUGCUCACACUAUUCGUCUCCUUUACAGACCCCAGCCUAUCUCCGUGCCGACAUACCUGCAAUCCUCUCUUCACCACUAUGAGGAGCCUGUCAUGGACCUCGGCAUGUCCGACUUCAUGACAAUGAUUCCUGGCAUGUCCUUGCUGUCUAACCAGUCUAACUGGAUGUCCAACCAGUUCUAUGGCGUUUCUGACUAUGCCGCUCCCACUGCUGCCGUGCCACCCCCACCUGCGCCAGCGGCUGCACCGAUGCCUGUUCAGCACCACGCACCUCCACCGGUCGUCCCCGUUGCCACUCCAGCCUAUGUGCCUGCAACCCAGACCCCCUCGCCUUCCUCUACAGCCGAUUACACCUUUUCCCCUGUUUCCCAAACCACAUUCUUCAACUACGACCAGCUUAGCUACGGCGGCAAAGGAAAUUUCAGGCCAUCCACCCAUAUGUUCGAGCAGAACGGGCAGAAUGUUGCGGAUGCCACUUCUCAGAACUCUGUCUGUCAGACAGCUCAAUUCAAGCAUUCUCACUUCAAUCGUACCCACUUUNUGAACCCCGAUUUCCACCCCGAUGAGUGGGAUCCAAGCAAGGAAUACACCGUACCCAAUCCUCGCAGCAAGAGCAAGUCAAGCCGU
Messenger RNA from Aureobasidium musti, 1475 nucleotides. The record is from the annotation of a GenBank genome assembly. Lineage: Eukaryota; Fungi; Ascomycota; Dothideomycetes; Dothideales; Saccotheciaceae.